Messenger RNA from Gastrolobium bilobum, 1086 nucleotides. Its product is annotated as delta(7)-sterol-C5(6)-desaturase-like. Bases 104 to 919 code for a protein of 271 amino acids. Gene Ontology annotation, molecular function: oxidoreductase activity; iron ion binding. Lineage: Eukaryota; Viridiplantae; Streptophyta; Magnoliopsida; Fabales; Fabaceae. Gene Ontology annotation, biological process: lipid biosynthetic process. The transcript is spliced from 3 exons. The record is from RefSeq and is a predicted model, not a curated record.
UUAAUUAAGAAAACAUAGUAUUCACUCAUUUGCAUAAACCCUCUUUUCUCUGUCUCUCUCUCUCUCUGUUUCUUCUUGUUCUUCUUCUUCUUCUUCUUCUUUCAUGGACGAGUAUCGUGAACUCUUCGUGGAAGACACCGACUGGUACAACCGCAUAUUACUGGGAACAUUGUUGCCGCAGUGCGUGUGGGUCCCACUCCCUCGGUUCUUGCAGACAUGGCUUCGUAACUACAUUGGUGGCGUUCUUCUCUACUUCAUCUCUGGCUUCUCGUGGUGUUUCUAUAUUUACUAUUGGAAGGGUAACGUUUAUGUCCCCAAAGAUGCCAUUCCCUCACGUAGAGCCAUGCUCUUGCAAAUAUCUGUUGCCAUGAAAGCCAUGCCUUGGUACAGUUUGCUUCCAUGUAUUUCUGAGUACCUGACAGAAAUUGGCUGGACAAAGUCCUUUCCUAGAUUAUAUCAUGUUGGUUGGCCUGCCUACCUUUUUUAUUUAGCAAUUUAUCUAAUUAUUGUAGAGUUUGGUAUUUAUUGGAUGCACAGAGAGCUGCACGACAUAAAACCACUUUACAAACAUCUUCAUGCUACCCAUCAUAUCUACAAUAAACAGAACACUCUCUCUCCUUUUGCUGGUAUGGCGUUUCACCCUCUUGAUGGGAUACUUCAGGCAUUACCACACAGCCUUGCUCUAUUUAUCAUCCCAACCCAUUUUACAGCACAUUUAGUGCUCAUAUUCAUUGAGGGCAUUUGGACUGCAAAUAUUCAUGAUUGCAUACAUGGAAAGUUAUGGCCUGUUAUGGGUGCUGGUUACCACACCAUUCAUCAUACUACAUAUAGGCAUAACUAUGGCCAUUACACCAUAUGGAUGGAUUGGAUGUUUGGGACACUUCGUGACCCUGAGGAGGAUGAUGGCAAGGUGAUGUGAUGAAUUGCAGACUCGUAUAGUCUUCAUUGGUUUAUCAUGUAUGGAGUGUUGAAAUGUGGUGGUUCUUUGCAUAUAAAGCAUAAAGAUGUUCACUAUGUUUUUCCUGUAUUUGACUCAAAUUGUCACUGUGUCUAACACAGCUUAUGUGGUUGAGGUUAUUUUCUUUG